Messenger RNA from Ruditapes philippinarum (Manila clam), 4685 nucleotides. Its product is annotated as ras-related protein Rab-28-like. Bases 68 to 742 code for a protein of 224 amino acids. The transcript is spliced from 6 exons. Gene Ontology annotation, cellular component: Golgi apparatus; endosome. The record is from RefSeq and is a predicted model, not a curated record. Gene Ontology annotation, molecular function: GTPase activity; GTP binding. Lineage: Eukaryota; Metazoa; Mollusca; Bivalvia; Venerida; Veneridae.
AUUUUGACCUAAUUUUCAAAAUUCCUUUAUUUUUUCUAUUUAUAUUGCCACAAGUGAGUCUCUGAAAAUGUCUGAUUCAGAGGAAGAGACUCCAGACAAACAAUUGAAAAUUGUUAUAAUGGGUGAUGGAGCAUCAGGAAAGACAUCUAUAGCUACAAGAUAUUCUCAAGAACAGUUUGGAAAGCAAUAUAAACAGACUGUUGGUCUUGACUUCUUCCUGAAAAGGAUUGUACUACCAGGGAAUGUAAAUGUAGCACUGCAGGUAUGGGAUAUUGGUGGACAAACUCUAGGAGGUACUAUGCUGGAAAACUAUAUUUAUGGUGUUCAUGGUGCUCUGAUGGUGUAUGAUAUAACAAAUCACAAUAGUUUUGACAAUUUAGAAGAUUGGUACGGUACUAUACGAAAAGUGCUUGGUAAAGAAAGGCUGCCACAUAUGGCUCUUGUUGGAAAUAAAAUUGACCUUGAACAUAUGAGAACAGUUAAAAUAGACAAACAUCAAAAGUUUGCACAGGAACAUGGCAUGUCUAGUCAUUUUGUAUCAGCAAAGACUGGAGACUCUGUUUCAUUGUGUUUUCAAAAAAUCGCAGCGGAAAUAUUGGGUAUAAAGCUAACGAAACCUGAUGUGGAGCAACAUCACCGAGUGGUAAAGGCGGAAAUAGUAAAUUACAGUAAACAGGAGGAGAUUGCUGCGCGAUCUAUACCUCAAAGUUCGACAAAAAGCUCAUUCUGCGUCCUGCAAUAGUGAUCGAUAACACGGUUGUGACUGUAAUUAGAUGAUGGGGGAUACGCUGGCCAAGUUUUUAUAUAAUUUAAUACCAAAAGUGCAUUGAAAGAAUUCCGCCAUGUCGCAAGCAAAGAUUUGAGCUUGGUUGGUUUGUUUUUAAUAGGCAUUUUUUUCAACUCAACGAUGAAGAUAUGUGUAAAUUGUUAAGUUAUUUAGUAUUAUAAUAAGAUACAGUUGUCUUUCUAUUUUUGAACUAAGGAUAAGAAAAGGUGAAUAUUUAUUUUAAGUUUGUAAAAGGAGGGAAAUCUUCAAAUAUAACCAUAAAAAAUUAAAGUUUAGUCUAGACACAGAAAUAAUUUAUUUAAAUAAAAAUAGUGGAAUAUCACAAUGAACGGAAAAAAAGUUGGAAUUUCAAAAUAUAACAACAUUAAGAUUGUUUACUUAUGACAAAAUUUGAUAUUUAAGUGACUACCAAUUAUUGAACUGUUGGGAUGAAAUAAUUAGAAUAAUAACAUAAUAAGUUAAUAAAUAUUUCACCUCUGUUUUCAAAAGAAUGUUGGAAAUGUUUUUAUUUAUAAAUAGUAUAAUUGGGAACCUGGUUUAAUUAGAGCUGCGUAGGACUGGAAAACCAUGGAAUAAUGUUAAAAAACAAGUGCUGCCGGCACAAAUGUGAAGAAGCUUAAUUUAAACAAGUUUAUUAAGUGAAAUCUAAAAUUUUCUAUGAUAUUUUCUGAGUAUUGUGUAAUUAACAUCAUGAUCUCUUUCGUGUUCUAUUUAUUUUUAUGUAAUAAAACUAAAAUACAAAGUAAUUUAAUUGUUUUAAUCCAUGAUUUUUCCGACGUCACUUAACUCGCACUUUUGACGAAGUAGUUGUGCCAACAAGUAUUGUAGUCCAUCUUGUUUUUCUUAAUAUUUUAAUAGUAAAUUGGUAUUUUCCUCCAUGGAGUUGUCACUCACGAAAAAAAGUAAAAUGUAUCUUAAGUGGACACUAUUGCAAUAAGGAGGACAGGCUUUCAAAUGAUCACACAGAGGGUUACGUUGUAUUCAUAUUAUAUUGUUUGUUUGAGAGUACAUGUAUAUUUUUAAUUGUUAAGAAGUGAAUUGUUUUGUAUACAUGUUUAUGAUUGUGCUAUUGUUGUUUUGUUUCCCAUUGUAUAUGUAUUUGAUAUUAAAAAUGUUAAAUUUAUGUAAUUACUCAGCCAUAAGACAACCUCGGCCAUAAGUCGGGGGUAAUUAUUGGCUUAGAAUGUCUGAUUUUACCAUGUUGAUUGGAUAAUAUUUGCUUUGUGGUUAUUUCAUUAGAUGAUUGUUUCUGGUGGUAAUAUUAUAAUAUAUACAGUAAUUAGUAAAGUAAUUAAUAUAAAGCAUGCAUAACUAUAUUUGAAGUUGACUUAUGGCUGGGAUGAUACUUAACCUUAAUUAUCUAAAAAAACAACAUAUGCCUGGGUUACUAAGAAUAAGCCUUUGAAUUUGUGUUCUACAGAGAAUUAACCUCCAUUAUUUGGUACAAAGCAAAAAUUACCAGUCAACAUGAUUAAAAAUUUCAUGUAUUUAUACAUACACAUAUCGCUUGAGCAGAUUGUGAUAAUUGUAUUGUUGUCAAGUUACUAUAUUUUUUUAUAAUAAGAAUCUGGUUAAUUGCAUUUAUUGACUGACCUUUUGACCCCUAGGAAGGUAAAGAGGUGCAAGGGGUACUGUUUGUCGUGAUUGUCUGUAGACAACUUUAAUCUUGACCAUAAAACAUUUUUAUUCCAUUAGUUAAGCCUUUCUACUUGGACACAACAUAUCUCCGGAUGAAAGCUUUAUUUUGACCUUGACUGUGAAAUGACCUUGACAUUUAAGAAUCUUGAUCUUCACAUUUUUAUUCCAUUAGUUAAUUAAAGCCUUUCUCCUUGAACACAGCUCUCUGGAUGAAAGCUUAUUUUGACCUUGACUGUAAAAUGACCUUGACAUUUUAGGGUCAGAUUUUCAAAAUUCUAGAAUUUUUUGCCAUAAUUUUGUUAUUGAUUGGCAGGUUUGAGAUCUUGUCAUUUUAGUCUACGAGACACAUCUCCUUUCUGUACCAUAGUUGUUAAGCUAUCAUUUUGUCAUACAUUUCUAAAUAGUCUACAAGGGUAUUAUACUUAAUUGAUAGAGUAUUGCCUUUGUUAUUUGGCUAAUUUUUGGGUCAAAUAUUAUUGACGUUGAUUUUUAUGAUUGUUUACUGGAAGGGAGUAUAAGAAGCCCACGCUGCAAGACAAAAGUUGGUACACCUGUCAAGUCCUUAUAUUCAAAAUAUUUAAAAUUACUAUAAUUUUGUUCUUUUGUUUUUUAGCUGAAAUUAAUUUUUGAAUCUCAAUCAUAUAUUUUUAAGGCCCAGUGAGUACAUAUAUGUAUAUUUCCUUAUGGUCAGUGAUUGUAUUUUCUUAUGAAUGAUUGAAUUGCAUACAUGUCUUGAAUGAAUGAGGUUUUGGGAAAUGCUAUUUUAGGGUAAUACAAUAAUUAUCAUGCUUAUAAAGAAUGAAUGAAAACAGCUGCUCAGUAAUUUUUUUUCUUCUCAAUUUAUACUUUGAUAUAUAUUAUUUUGCCUUUAAAAUAUUUAUUUUUCUUUCAAAUUCUUGAAAACUAAUUUCAAUUUAUUUAUAAUAAUCAGUAUGUUAAUAAAUAUACUUUGUACAUUUAAAUGAAGAUGUGUUCAAUUUAUACAAAGGCUUACAUGUAUGUUAGGGAUAUUUUUCUGUUAAUUUAACAUAUAUAAUUUCUGACAGUUUUUUCUUGAUUAUACUGAAAGAUUAUUUUUUUCCCGCCCAUUUUCUUUGCUGCUUUCUCGUACAUCCAUACAUAUUGUUUUCCCUGUAUUAUCUGUAAUUAUUUUGUUUGUAUAUUAACUUGUAUUGUCAUUUUAAUUUUAUUUCCAUUAUUUCUUAAUGAAUUUUUUUCUAUGCUUAAGCAGCAGGAUCUGCAAUUGCACAUACAAACCCAAGAAAUGAAUGGCUCACAUCGUUUAGAUCUGUAGUUUCAUAGAAAAUCCCAGAAAUUUAAGACUCACAUGGUCAAGAUCAACAGUUUUGCAUGAAAAUUGCAAAAUAAAUAUAAUCACCUGGUCAAAUAUCUGCGCCUUUCACAAGAAAACACCAAACAUUUAAAACUAAAAUACAGCUUCUAGUACUUAAAGAUUUAUGUUACUUCAGAGUAAGAUUUGAUUUUUUCACAUAAGAUGGUUUUGAAUGUGACUCCAUAGACUCGUCACAAAGAAAUUGAAAAUGCUAGGAGAUAGCUUCACAGCUCACAUUAGGAAUGCUUUGUGGUUUUUUAUGCCUCUGUAUUGAUACAUCUGCAGGCAUGUUGUAAUUCUGUCUGUCCAUGGACAACUUAGCCUUCAGUUUACAAUUUAAAUGUGACUUAAGCCUCUAAAUGACCUUGACCUUUAUGGUCAAAUUUUCCAAAUUAAGGAAAUUUUCUGUAACUUUAUAAUUCAGUUGCAGAUUUUAAAUAGUGAGUCAAUGACUUGAACCACUAAAUGACUUUGACCUUCAAGGUUAAAUGUAAGAUUUUAAAUGGAGGCAUUUGUUAUCUUAACCCCUAAAAUACUGACCUUCAAGGUCAAAUUUUCAAAAUUUAGGAAAUUUGUUGGCAACUUAGAUAUUUAAUUACAGAUUUUAUGUUGGGGCAUUUGUGACCUUACCCCAUAAAAAUGACUGACCUUCAGGGUCAAUGUUUCAAAAUUUUGGAAAUUUGACCUCAAUAACAGAUUUUAUACAAGGGGGCAUUUGUGUUUUACAAAUAUGUUUUGUUGUCUCAUUUUAAUAUGUCUAUGUGUGAGUGUAUAUAAUGAUUGAUAGUUUGAAAAUAAUAUAUUCUUGAUAUUUAAUUCACUGUGUUUGCAAACCAGACUAUUUUCACAUUGUUAAUCUAGUAUAUUUUUUGUAGAAUUAUAAAUGAGCUGCAUUUGAUAGCCUUAACUUGAACACUUUUAUUCAAG